UUUUUGCAGUUACCGAGCGAGUUGAAUUGUUUGGCGGUGGAGGAAGGCAGCCGCGCAAUAACCGGACGGUACCGAAAGAGACGGCCGCGGGUGGUGGUGCGCGUGAUCACAUAGCGGGGUCUCAGGAGGAUCUCACUGGAGACGAAAGGACGAGAGCGAGUUGGUUGUGCGGCCGCACAGAAACCGGGAUACGACCGGUUGGUACGUACGUAUCGUCCACGUGCGCGGACGUCCACGAAGGAGCACAACGGCGAACGAGUGAGCGUCUCUCACGCGCGAAUUGUGAAGGCGGCGGGCAGCGGAGGAUUGAUCAUCGAUCGAAAUAAACCGGAACGGGACCGUGUGUCCGUGAAACGGAGACGUCCCGUAAACGUCGUGAUACCGUCGGCCGAUCGGGCCGUCACUUUUUAAGCCGGGUGUCUCGUCCGUUUGAGAACGCGAUCACUCGUGAGACAAAAUGUCGGUGGACGCGCUCAGCGAUUCCGAGCUUCGGACGAAGCUGAUGGAGUACGGGUAUCCGGUGGGACCGGUGACGCAGACGACCCGCAAGAUACUCGCCAAGAAGUUAAAGAACCUCAUGGAGGCCCGCGGCAGCGGCGGAGGGGCAGGAGGAUCCCGGCAUUCGUUAGCCGCCAGAUAUAGCAGCGACGACACAGACGACGAUACAAACACGAAUGUUGUUAAGAAGAAGAAGAGUACAAAUCUGCGUCGGCAAACAUUGGCAAAUCCUAUGCCUCCACCUUCGAUUAUUCCCCCUGAUGUUGCGAGUGUUACAAAAAAUCCAGUCAAGGAGAAUUUGUCGCCACCACAUUCUGAGUUCAAAGAUCCUAAUGUGACGAAUUUUGACUCAAGCAUGCCUUCUGUGACUCGUACAACUUCAAAAACUACAUCGAGCAAAUUUAACAAGACACAGAAAACUUAUGUAUCUGAUGGUUUAGAAACUGGAUCGGACUCGGAUGUCGUGGAGGAUGCUGGAAGUUCAUAUGGACGCUCAUACGAUAAGUAUUUGUCCAAUCCAAGCAGCAGACUGUAUGAUUCUCGAGUAUACGAUCGCGGGACUUUCGAUUACGAUCAGAUAUCUAAAACGAGGCCAUCUUAUGGAUGGAAGGACAGCAAAUACAAUGUAUCUCCUUUGAAGCCAAGCGUCUCUCCGAUUCAAUCCACAAAGGAAGACGUGAGUGGAAGGGACAAUACGAAUCAGAGGGAUCUUCUUGCAAAUUAUGAAACUCCAUUUUUAUCAGAGUUUACAAGGAGACUCAGUUCACAAUCUUUAAUAAACACAAAUACACCACCAUCAACGUUGUCCAGCUUAAAAAAUCCUACAUUACGCCAUACUUUGACUUCUGGUUUACCAGAAGUGAAAGAGAGAGAUUCGAAUGGUCACUUCUCUUCCUUAAGGAACAUGUAUUCGUCAACUCAGCUAAGCUCGAGAUAUACUGCAUCGUCCGCUGACAGGGUUCGAGAUAUUUUCAGUAGAGCGACAUAUAAACCGACGACAAAUACAGACAUGGAGAAUGUACGAAAUAAUCAGAACAUCGUAUCGAUGGGCCUCGUGGCAGUACUUGCCCUAUUCUUUGUAGUUCUUGCAAUAAUAUAUUUGGGACUUGGUGGGGAAACCGAGACGCUUCCAUCGCUUUCAUCGGAUAACAACAUACCGCAAUGUUUCUUUGAUGGAGCUCUUGAUCUUAAAGCGCCUGGAGUAAAUUGUAUAAUGAAGGAAAAUAUAGAAUCUGUGUUACAAUUGUUAAGACAUUUGCAACCCAUUCUAACGGGAAAAACGAUAUCUAAAAUAUGCGAAAAUUCGAAUGAGAAACCAUACUUGACUAAUGCGGAUAUAGUGGAAAUGUUUACGAGCGAGAAAGUGACAAGCCUUGAGGUGAAGGAGGACUUGCAUAGCGCGCAAUUUUUAAUCAUUAAGAAUCCGAAAUGGGGCAUUUCGCUUAUCGAUGUAAAUGACGAUAAUGGAGCAACCAUGGAAAUAUUGGAUACUUUAGAUAAAUUAUUUUCCGCUCGUCUAAAUGGAAAAAUUGGAAUGGCAAUUUUAAAUCCUGUGCUGCCAAUGCAAUGCCUUGUUAAGAACAAAAUUUUUACCAUCAUUUCUUCUGCUCUUAUAGUGGCAAUCGGUAUCGGAAUUUAUAAAUCGUACUUUUGGUACCUAAGAUACAAGAAAAAUAUGGAGAGAGAAGUAUUUAAGCUUGUUAGCGAUAUUAUAAGUAUCGUUGAGACACAUCACCAAAAUGCGUCCACGCAACCCGGCGCGCAGGAAACUUUCCUUGCUAUUAAUCAUGUGCGAGAUAAUCUUAUUCCACCAAAAGAUCGUAAAAGAAUGACCAGCCUUUGGGAAAAAGCAGUCAAGUUUCUAGAUGAAAAUGAAUCCAGAAUUCGAAGAGAAGUGCAGCAAGUGGCAGGUGAAGAGUUUCAUGUCUGGCGAUGGUUGCCAAAUAAUGCUUUGAAUAAAUCUCCUGUGCAAAACGCGGCUUUGGGUAAGAAACCGAAGGUCUGGCAAGGACAAGCGUUCGAAACGAUGGAGGGGUCAGUUAAUAGCUUGACUUGUUCGCCGACACCCUGCUUGAAAAUCAGGCACAUGUUUGAUCCAGAUAUCGAAACCGAAGACGACUGGGAAACGAGAGUGCAAGAUGCCAUCUUAGAGAAGUGUGGGGAGGGUGUAAAGAUACUUCACAUUCGAGUAGACAUUGGUAGCCGUGAAGGUUGCGUUUAUAUGAAAUGUAUGUCGCAGGAAGAUGCUGGCAAAGCUUACAGGGCAUUACAUGGUUGUUGGUUCGAUGGUAAUUUAGUGACUGUGAAGUACCUGAGAUUAGAGCGUUAUCACGAGCGAUUUCCAGAUGCCGCCCGCUGCGUGACGCCUCUCAAGCCAAGUAACAAUCAACGAUUAUCCAUGCAAGCGCAUUACUGGCAGAGUCCGGCGGAAGCAAAUUAA
Trachymyrmex septentrionalis is the source of this 2938-nucleotide messenger RNA. RefSeq names its product inner nuclear membrane protein Man1 (gene MAN1). The record is from RefSeq and is a predicted model, not a curated record. Gene Ontology annotation, biological process: nuclear envelope organization; negative regulation of BMP signaling pathway. The transcript is spliced from 11 exons. Gene Ontology annotation, cellular component: nuclear inner membrane. Gene Ontology annotation, molecular function: chromatin DNA binding. The coding region runs from base 458 to 2938 and encodes 826 amino acids. Lineage: Eukaryota; Metazoa; Arthropoda; Insecta; Hymenoptera; Formicidae.